Messenger RNA from Colletotrichum gloeosporioides, 342 nucleotides. RefSeq lists its product as uncharacterized. The transcript is spliced from 3 exons. NCBI's taxonomy places the organism in Eukaryota, Fungi, Ascomycota, Sordariomycetes, Glomerellales, Glomerellaceae. The record is from RefSeq and is a predicted model, not a curated record. The coding region runs from base 1 to 342 and encodes 113 amino acids.
AUGGCCGACAUCUUCCCAUUCAUCGACGAGACCCUCGACUGGUGCUCCCACUACGUCAACCGCAUUGAGACGCUUCGGCUGGUGGAGGCUGCCGCUCCUCCCGGCGACCAGCAGCUGCUUCAGAAGAUAGCUAGCACCAAGAAGGAGUACAUGGACCACCUUGCCGCUCUGGUCGCUGCCACCCAGAUGGUGCUGAAGACGUACACGGCCCACAGCGCCGCGGCCGCCCCAGUCAGCGCUUCGGCAGAUACGGUCUCAUACACGGACACUGGCGACGACAACAAGGACAGUGUCAGUGCUCCGAGUGAGUCGGAGUACUACUCGGCCACGGAGGAGGUUUGA